AUGGGUGCUACAUGCAAGUUUAGAGAAAGAGAAAAAGAUAUUCAUUCCUAAGAUCCAUUAACAAGUUUUCCAAACUAAAGUUCUGUAUCUGAAGACUAAUCUAAUUUUAAAUAUAAGACCUAUGCUAAGAGUAAGAAAUCUAGAAAUCCUACUAAUUCUCCUUAGGUUAUGGAUAGCCAACAUUUCUUUAUAAUAUAUCCAAAAAAUCAAAAUUAAAGAAAUGAUUUGAUACUACAACUCUAAGACCUGAAUCGAAAUAACAAUUAUUUUAUUGAAGAAUACUCAUAAAUGAUCAGCCAAUCCAUAGAAAAUCAAUAUGAAAGCUAUUUUUCAUUAGACGGAUUAUCUGAAGGAUCAUUCAACGUUUUUCGUAUAUGA
This is a messenger RNA of Paramecium sonneborni, 378 nucleotides long. Lineage: Eukaryota; Ciliophora; Oligohymenophorea; Peniculida; Parameciidae. The record is from the annotation of a GenBank genome assembly.